UCAGUACGAAAUCGCGUUCAAUGAUGGCCACAUCAGAUGUCCUCGUCUCCUGCCUGGCGAUACUCCUUGUAGUUACUACGACAUUAGCUUGGGAGCUGGCUGAAUCCGGCUUAAACGAAUCCAGCUACUACGUGCGUCAUGUAUCCAUGCACUACUCCCGGGUAUUCCUCAGUGUAAAUGUGGAAAAUAAUGUCACGCCAACUUUGAUUGAAGCCCAGUGGCCGGUUGCAUACUUUCCCAUGCCCACUGUGGUCUUUCCUCGUCCGGAUGUUCAUGCGAAUGGCGAUAAUUCCGAUUGCUCGAAGUUGCAGCAGGCCCACUGGUCCCAGGUGGAUGGACUGAAUCGAUUGUGGGUCAUGGACACAGGAUUUCCAGCCAGCAAGUGCUCACCGCGGCUUUUUGUCUUCGAUCUGAUACGUAAUAAUGCAGAGCUCUUGAGGAUCGACUGUGGACAGUAUAUUGGAGUGAAUGACACUGAAUCUCUGGUGGUGCAAAUGGGACCCAAGCUUGGACCAGGCUGCGAGCAGGAGCGACACAUUUACUUCGUCCUGGGCCAUCACGUUCCCGAAAUCAUUGCCUACGAUAUCCUGGAGCAGACCUGGCAUCGUCGAACAUUGACUAGUCACAAGUUCGAGAAUAUGAAUCAGUCGUUUCCCAUCCAACCAGUGGAUUUUACUUUUGGUCUCCAGGGUGAACUCAUCCUGGCUGGUGAAGAUGGUGAACUAUACAGCACCGUGGAUAGGCUGGAAAUAGAUGAAGAUACGAACGUUAUUAAACUCAAUCACUUGGGCAGUCUCCUGGGCAGUAGUCGCAGUAUGAUAAUGGAUACCUCCGGCACCUUGUACUAUGUAAUCCCCAAGUUUGGAGCUGUGGUGCGUUGUGCUCAGCUGGAGAACAUCACGGCCGAGGGCAAUGAGAUCAUCUAUCUGACAUCGAAGAACAUUCAGCAGAUAUUUUUUGGCUUCAAUGCAGCAUUAUGGGUGCUCAGUGAUCGGGUCUUAAAGGCGCAGGACAUGUGCUUUCCAAGUUUUUAG
Molecule: messenger RNA, 1034 nt
Organism: Drosophila serrata
Lineage: Eukaryota; Metazoa; Arthropoda; Insecta; Diptera; Drosophilidae
Gene: yellow-k
Product: L-dopachrome tautomerase yellow-k
Cellular component (GO): extracellular region
Source: RefSeq, a predicted model, not a curated record